GGAGAGCCGCAUGCGCCGAGAAAGCGUUGGUCAUUGAAACAGCCCGGACCCCACCAUUGGCAACACUCUGGGCCCUGUCGAAGAGGGGAACCCAGGAGAGGGUAGCCUGCGUAUAAGAGGCGAUAAGAGCUUCGUUCUGACCUGGAAGUCAUCAUCAACGUUGAUCCUACCUGCUUAUCGCCCUCUCACAUCAACCAUGUCGAAAGAUUACGAGACUUAUUCCCUCGGAAACUGGGAAUUGAAGAAUGGCGGCAGCAUCCCCAACGCACACAUCGCCUACAAGACAUUUGGAGAUGCCAGUUCGCCCGCCAUCAUCUACCCUAGUUGGUACAGCGGGCUGAUCUCCGACAACGAAUGGCUUAUCGGAGAGGACAAGACGCUCAAUCCCGCCAAGUACUACAUCAUCAUCACCGCGCUGUUUGGCAACAGUCAGUCCUCUUCGCCGAGCAACACUCCGGAUCUUCGUCCGUGGCCGGAAGUCACCUUCUACGACAAUGUCAGAGCGCAGCACGAGCUCGUUACCAAGAAGCUCGGCGUCAAGCAUGCUCGCGCUGUACUAGGCUGGAGUAUGGGCGCCGGCCAGACGUAUCAGUGGGCAACGCAGUACCCCGAUUUCAUGGACUUGGUUGUCCCAUUCUGCGGCAGCGCAAAGACUUCGCUGCACAAUCAGGUGUUCUUGGAGGGGGUGAAGAGUGCGGUGUUGAGUGGCAAGGGCGCCGUUUCCGGCGGAAUUUGCAAAGGUGAGGCGAUUAAGGGCAAGUACAGAGGGUGGACGGAUGAGGAGAAGACGGUGGGAUUGAAAGCUCUCGGUCGAGUGUACGCUGGAUGGGGCUUCAGCCAACCCUUCUAUCGCGAGAAGCUGUAUGAGACCAAGUUGGGGUUCAAGGGGCUUGAGAACUUCAUGGUCAACUUCUGGGAGGCCUGGGCUCAGUCGAAGGAUCCCGAGAACAUGAUUGCCAUGUUGUACACUUGGCAGUCUGGAGACUGCUCGGCCCAAGACCCAUACAAUGGCGACUUCGCAGCGGCCAUGAAGGGCAUCAAAGCAAAGGCCCUCGUCUUGCCUGGAAGGACCGAUUUGUACUUUCCUCCGGAAGACUCGGAGUAUGAAGUGGCCAAUAUGCGAGAAGGGGUGGGCGAAUGCUAUGCCUUUGAGUCAAUCUGGGGGCAUUGGGCGGGCGGGCCUGGUGACAGCGCGGAAGAUGUCAAGUGGUUGGAUGAGAAGCUGCGUGAGUUCUUCUCUAGGAAUUGAAUCGGGCAUGAGUAGGAGAGGAUGCCUGUAUCGGAGAAAUCUUGAAACUACCUCACAGUGACAGUUCAGAUUCAUGUUGAGGGCAUGCGCAUUACCUAAGCGUGUCUUGGACGAUUAAGGUUUUGACAGCAGUGCAGCGUGCAGGAUCACGCUAGAAAGUCGCAA
Messenger RNA from Neohortaea acidophila, 1414 nucleotides. Its product is annotated as Alpha/Beta hydrolase protein. The transcript is spliced from 3 exons. Gene Ontology annotation, molecular function: acyltransferase activity, transferring groups other than amino-acyl groups. The record is from RefSeq and is a predicted model, not a curated record. Gene Ontology annotation, biological process: biosynthetic process. NCBI's taxonomy places the organism in Eukaryota, Fungi, Ascomycota, Dothideomycetes, Mycosphaerellales, Teratosphaeriaceae. Bases 197 to 1249 code for a protein of 350 amino acids.